CACGAGUCCUGGGCGUCUGCUCGUGUCCCCGGGCGUCCGCGCUGUGCCCGCUCUCCGGCCGGCUGGGGCCCGGCGGAGGGGGCCGACGGGCCGUUGCGCGCCGCGGCGGCGGCUCUCCCGAGCCCGGGGCCGAGUCGGGCCCCCCGCGGGCGAAUCUGUUGGGGGAAAACGUCCCCUUGGCGGCCUUGCUCGUUGUGCAUAAUAAAUGUAAAAACGCGUUUGCUUUGGUGGGUAUGAGGGCACGCCUUGUACAGCCUCACGAAUAUUGGUAUUAACCUGACAGAUCCUAUGUUCAGAGGAAUCUACAGAGGAACACAGAAACAUCAAGAUGACUUUCUAGAUGUGGUAGAGAGAGCAGUCAAAACUGGUGUUAAAAAGUUUUUGAUUACAGGUGGAAGUCUACAAGAUAGUAAAGAUGCAUUGCAGCUGGCACAGACUAAUGACAUGUUUUAUAGUACAGUUGGCUGCCAUCCUACCCGAUGUGGAGAAUUUGAGCAGAAUAGCCCUAAUCAGUAUUUAUCUGAAUUACAAAAUCUGAUUGAAAAAAAUAAGACAAAGAUAAUAGCAGUUGGGGAAUGUGGCCUAGAUUUUGAUAGAUUAGAAUUUUGCCCAAAGGACAUCCAGCUCAAAUAUUUUGAAAAACAAUUUGACUUGUCAGAACAAACAGAAUUGCCAAUGUUUCUCCACUGUAGGAAUUCACAUGCUGAAUUUUUAGAUAUAGUGAGAAGAAACAGAGAUAGAUUUGUGGGAGGAGUGGUACAUUCUUUUGAUGGCACAAAGGAAGAAGCAGCUGCUCUAAUAGAUCUAGAUCUCUAUAUUGGAAUAAAUGGCUGUUCAUUGAAAACAGAAGAUAACUUGGAAACCCUGAAAUCCAUUCCUAGUGAACGAUUAAUGAUAGAGACUGAUGCACCUUGGUGUGGAGUGAAAAACACUCAUGCAGGAUCAAAAUACAUAAAAACUACAUUUCCUACAAAAAAGAAGUGGGAAAUAGGGCACUGCUUGAAGGACAGAAAUGAACCCUGCCAUAUAAUUCAAAUACUGGAAAUAAUGGCAGCAGUAAGAGAAGAUGACCCACUUGAGUUGGCCAAUACUUUAUAUAACAACACUAUUAAAGUCUUCUUUCCAAAUGUAUGAAGUUAUUUUUCUUACAUUUAUUCAGUGUAACUUCAGUAAAUAUAUUGCAAACUUAAGAAUGAUCAUAUCUGCACAUUCUUAGCAAUGGAACCAACAUGUAGUGCUUUUUUUUGGUGCAAGAUUAAAGAUGAUUUUGAAAAA
This is a messenger RNA of Rhea pennata, 1275 nucleotides long. RefSeq names its product TatD DNase domain containing 1 (gene TATDN1). Gene Ontology annotation, cellular component: cytosol. Bases 289 to 1134 code for a protein of 281 amino acids. The record is from RefSeq and is a predicted model, not a curated record. The transcript is spliced from 12 exons. Lineage: Eukaryota; Metazoa; Chordata; Aves; Rheiformes; Rheidae. Gene Ontology annotation, molecular function: 3'-5'-DNA exonuclease activity.